Messenger RNA from Lathyrus oleraceus (garden pea), 1614 nucleotides. RefSeq names its product probable E3 ubiquitin-protein ligase LUL4. Gene Ontology annotation, molecular function: ubiquitin protein ligase activity. Gene Ontology annotation, biological process: protein ubiquitination. The record is from RefSeq and is a predicted model, not a curated record. Bases 249 to 1310 code for a protein of 353 amino acids. The transcript has 3 exons. NCBI's taxonomy places the organism in Eukaryota, Viridiplantae, Streptophyta, Magnoliopsida, Fabales, Fabaceae.
ACUUGAAUUUUCAAACAAAAAAAUAUUAAAGAAUUUUAUCAACUUUGGCUUUUUCUUUUUUCUAUCACAAUGCCAUUUUUUUAUAAUAAUAUACAUGCCAAUGAAAAGAUGAAAGGGAAGCAUGGAUUAAAAAUUGGCAAGUAGUGUUUUGUUGUUUGAGUAAACAAAAAGAAAAAGAAGAAAAACUGGAUCUGAAGAGUGGACUUGACACACAGCAUCUUUGUCUUGUGUCAGUGUAUGUUUGAGAGAUGGGUGGUUCAUGGAGUAACAAUAAUAACAGAAACAGAAGAAGAAACAGUUACCAUGAACACUACCCACCUCCUCCUCCAACCUACUAUUAUCAAUACUCUUCUCAACCUCACCCUAUGAUGCCACAGCCUCAGCCUCCUCAAGGUUACUUUCCUCCUCAUUCUCAUCACUUCUACUCAAAUCUCCCUCACCACCCUUCCUAUGCAGCAGCAGCCGCAACAACGACGACAAAUACUCAACCGUUCGGAGUAGAUUUGAAUGUGAAUGUUGUUGCUCAACCACCUCCACCACCGCCGUAUGUUGACCAUGAAACUGCAAAGAAGGUAAAGAAUGAUGUCAAUUUGCAUAAACAUACUCUACAGCUCCACCUGGAUCCCAACAAUUCCGAUCACCACUUGAUUUCCUUCGUUUUCGACGCCCUCUACGAUGGCAGAAUUACAAUCUUUUACUUAGCGAAAGAAGAAGAACAUAAAUGUAGGUUUUUUCCUCUAUUUCCUGAAGCGUUUGAGCCGAUAACGUUCCCCUUUCAGAAAGGAGUUGGUCAGAAAUUCUGCCAGCCUUCAGGAACAGGCAUUGAUUUAGGUUUCUUUGAGUUGGAUGAUCUUUCAAACCCUUCACCUGAGGAAGAUGUGUUUCCUCUUGUAAUAUGCGCCGAAACAACGCCUUUGGCAGAUCACGAAACUCCCUCUAGUUCCUUUGUAGAUGCAUCCCCUCAUAUGCAAAUAACUCAAGCUGUUUUGGAGAAAACCAAUGGAACUGGUCCUUUUCAGGUUAAAGUAGUUAGGCAGAUUCUAUGGAUCGAUCAAGUUCGUUAUGAACUGCGAGAGUUAUAUGGAAUUGGUAACUCAACAGCGCCUGAUUUCGAUCGUAAUGAUCCUGGAAAAGAGUGUGUGAUAUGCAUGACUGAACCCAAGGAUACUGCUGUCUUACCUUGCAGGCACAUGUGUAUGUGUAGCGAGUGUGCGAAAGCGCUGCGUGUUCAGUCAAAUAAUUGCCCUAUAUGCCGCCAACCUAUCGAGCAACUUAUAGAGAUCAAGAUAAACGACGACGAUGACGAAUGACACCAUUUUUCCUUGAAGCCAAACUGAACAAGAGCAUGUUCUUUUUUCUUCACUUAAUGUAAAUUGCAGUCAAAGUAAUCUGUUUAUAGUUCAUAUGCAAUGUAAUCAAAUAGAAAAAUUAGACUCUAUGUGGUUUUGCAUAAUCUAUAUUGUACAUGUGAUUAUUUUGUUUUGGUAUGUGACUUUGUGAGUGAUAUUUAUGAGAUGAACAGUUGUAUUGUAGAUUUGAUUUGGUCACUGGAAAAUCUUUUUUGUAAUGUAUCUUAGGAGUGAAGGUUCCUCUAAUGUGUUGUGUUUUUGAAAA